Messenger RNA from Neurospora hispaniola, 183 nucleotides. RefSeq lists its product as uncharacterized. The record is from RefSeq and is a predicted model, not a curated record. The transcript has a single exon. NCBI's taxonomy places the organism in Eukaryota, Fungi, Ascomycota, Sordariomycetes, Sordariales, Sordariaceae. The annotation marks the transcript as partial.
UACCCCAAGCACGUCUGGUCGCCUUCGGGUGGUUGGUACGCCCAGCCGGCCAACUGGAAGAAGAACACGGCUGUUCUCGGUGGCGUCGUCUUCCUCAUCACUGCCGCAGUCUGGAAGCUUAGCGCCGAGAAAGAGUACCGUCACAAGAUGCCCGAGCCUGGUCGCUUUUAUCCCAGCAGAUAG